Molecule: messenger RNA, 990 nt
Organism: Diaporthe amygdali
Lineage: Eukaryota; Fungi; Ascomycota; Sordariomycetes; Diaporthales; Diaporthaceae
Product: HSCARG dehydrogenase
Exons: 2
Coding region: 1-990 (329 amino acids)
Source: RefSeq, a predicted model, not a curated record
AUGAGUCUUCCCGUCCUCACGAUCUGCGCCGCCCUCGGUCAACAAGGUGCCGGAGUAGGUUCUGCUUUCAUGUCACAAGAGACAACUCAGUACCAUAUUCGAGCCCUUACGUCCAACACUGAAAGCCCUGCAGCGAAAAGAUUAGCAACCAAGCCAAAUAUCAGCGUCGUUGGUGUUGAUCUAAACUCUAUCGAUACCAUUAUAUCAGCCUUCGAGGGCUCAUCUCUUAUAUUUGCAAAUACGGCUUUUCAACCUGCUGUGUUUGCUAGAUCGGGUGCAGCGGCUUGUCAAGAGCUUGAGGCACGUCAGGGGCUGAACAUUGCUCAGGCAGCCUCACAGACGCCGUCUUUGAAACACCUGAUUUGGUCUACUUUGCCGGAUGCUCUUAAGGAGAGUGCGGGUAAACAUGAUAUUCCGCACUUUCAGUCAAAGAUCCCAGCAGAGCAGUACAUAAUGAACCCCAAAAACGGACUUAGCAACAAGACUACCUUUCUUCGCGUAGGUCUGUAUGGAUCUGUCAUCGAGAAGCCACCUUAUACCCCUUUCUACUCGGAUGGGGCUAAUAUCCGUCUGCUUGUGCUUCCAAUUUCUGCCGACAGUUUAAUUCCCUUCGCUGGCGAUGCACCAUUCAAUGUCGGGCAGUUCGUCAAGGCCAUCUUUGCCCAGCCUGAAAAGACAAUAGGGCGUUAUGUAAAUGCAACAGCCGAGCUUACAUCUAUCCAAGAAUACGCAAAGACGUUGGAGACCGCUUUGAAGAGUCAAGGGAAGGAAAUAAAAGUGAAUUUCCUGGAAUGUUCCCUCAGCGACUUUGAACAACUCUGGGGUGCAUUAGGCACAGAGAUUGGCUUGAUGUUCAAAUACUUUAACGACCACGGCGAUGGCAACUACGAAACGGAUCCUCAUACCUAUCAAUACAUGACAGCAAAGGAUUUAGGUAUCGAAGGCGUCUUGCGAAAAAAUGAGGAUACCCUAGCUCAAAUUGAGUGGUAA